CAAAUCCAACACAGAAUGAGAUCAAGAAAAAGAACAGGCUCGUACAGAUUGGAUUUCUCAAAUCUUGGCUAUUGUACGGAAUUGGAUUGGAGUGCAUUAAGCGGAAUAGAUGAGUAGUAGUACAUAACAAAACAUAGCCACCACAAAAACAUUCUCCAGAUCUGAAUCUUCAUCAAAUUGAAACGACAAAAUAAUCCUAGACUAAGAAAACAAAUCUCAAACCUAACUUGCACAGGAACAUGGCUGCGGCCGCCGCCGCGUCUUCCUGCGAUGACUCCCGUCGAGGAGGCUGGGGCGCUGCACCAUUGGUUGGGAGGCUGGGGCACUCCCAUCGAGGACCACAGCCGUGGCAUGGCUGACAGCGACUCAGCCACGAUGGGGGCGGCGGAGGCGCCAGAUCUCGGUAGCGACCGACCUCGUGCUCAUGCACGCCUCCGCCGUUCCGGCCGUAGCCUCGCCUCCAUUCCGGACGACGCCUCUGCGCGCCAACUAGAACCCCCAGUUCCGGCCGCUCUCUCGUCGUGUCGCUGCAAGUUGAGCUCCGCCUCGCCGCCGCUUUCCUGGAUGGAGACUGAGUCAGUCACAGGGGAGAGCUGACCACGGGAUUUAAGGCCACCUGCCUGGUACAGGUGAGCGGCCAACAUAAAGCGCAGCCAGCAAGAAUUCGUUCUCCUCACAACCAAACUCCAAACGUAUAGAACACCAUAAAUCGGUAAUCCAUCACCUCCCAGCACGUCCCUGUAUCAUGAUGCAAUCUCUCAUGAUCAGCAGCACAAGCUGUAAGAAACAUGGCUUUGAUCAUUCUUUCCAGGUGUGUCCUGCCAAGCUUUAUAAAUCACAUGAAGUAAUGAAGCAAGUACCAUCGAUCGGUUAUAUAUGCUCUCUCAUUCUCUCUUUGCUCUAUAUAAAAUCGGGGACACACUGGAAAGUGUGUGCCUCACACAUUUUGGCCCCCAUUGUUGCGGCUCCAAGAUACUAGUAAUGGGAACGGCGGAGGACGACGCGGCAGCGGGCGUGGACUACGCCGACAGGGCGCAGUGGCUCCGCGCGGCGGUGCUGGGCGUCAACGACGGGCUUGUGUCCGUGGCGUCGCUGAUGAUCGGGGUGGGCGCCGUGAACCAGUCCGCCAGGGCCAUGCUCGUCUCCGGGCUCGCCGGCCUCGUCGCCGGCGCGUGCAGCAUGGCCAUCGGCGAGUUCGUGUCCGUGCACGCUCAGUACGACAUCGAGGUGGCCGCGCGGCGGCUGAGACGCAAACGCGGCCUCGAGGAGGAGCCCGGGCAGCUGCCGAGCCCGGCGAAGGCGGCGGCCGCGUCGGCGCUGGCCUUCGCGGCCGGCGCGGCGCUCCCGCUGCUGGCCGGCGGGUUCGUGCGCCCGUGGGCCGUUCGGGUCGCUGCCGUGUGCGCGGUGACCACGGCCGCGCUGGCCGGGUUCGGGGCCGUCGGAGGGGCGCUCGGAGGCACCAGCCCGGCCAGGUCUGGCGCCCGGGUGCUGCUCGGCGGAUGGGCUGCCAUGGCCGUGUGCUACAGCGUGCUAUGGCUGUCCAGGCUCGCCAUGGGGGCACAAGUAUCAGGUGCCACUUGCUAAUACGGUGUCUUGGGCGGUAAUGUAUGUGUGUUGAACUGUGCAUGUGAAAUGUAUGAAC
Molecule: messenger RNA, 1642 nt
Organism: Lolium perenne
Lineage: Eukaryota; Viridiplantae; Streptophyta; Magnoliopsida; Poales; Poaceae
Product: vacuolar iron transporter homolog 2-like
Biological process (GO): intracellular manganese ion homeostasis
Molecular function (GO): manganese ion transmembrane transporter activity
Source: RefSeq, a predicted model, not a curated record